CGGCGCUUGUCGCCACGUCCCCCGUGCCAGCCUCGGGGUGAGCGGCCUUUCCCCAAACGCCUGCUGGAAAUUUCCAGAGGCACCACAGUAGUCUCGAAAGAAAAAGCUGCUGUGCCGCCCCGCAGGCGCUUCAUUUCGGGAUCUAUUGCUGCUGGCAGGCACGCCAUGCUUUGCUUCACGGACUGAAUUUAAGCCUCUUACGUGCUGCUCACUUGGAGGGGUUCAUAUUAAGUAAGUGUCCAAGAUCAGAAUUAGUCCCAGCACUGUGACUUUUCCAUCAUGUCAGAACCUAUCACGCUCAAUGUUGGAGGAAAACUCUAUACCACCUCUCUGUCCACUCUGACUAGCUUUCCAGACUCCAUGCUGGGGGCCAUGUUUAGUGGGAAGAUCCCAACCAAGAAGGACAGCCAAGGCAACUGCUUUAUUGACAGAGAUGGCAAAAUCUUCCGCUAUAUCCUGAACUUUUUACGAACUUCUCACUUGGAUCUUCCCGAAGAUUUUCAGGAAAUGGGCUUACUGCGACGGGAAGUAGAUUUUUAUCAAAUUCAGCCCCUGAUUGAGGCCUUGCAGGAGAAAGAGAUAGAGCUUUCUAAAGCAGAGAAAAAUGCCAUGCUCAACAUCACCCUUGAUCAGAAGACCCAGACUGUUCACUUCACUGUCCGAGAAGCACCCCAGAUUUACAGCCUGUCUUCCUCCAACAUGGAAGUCUUCAGUGCUCAUAUCUUCUCCACGUCGUGCCUGUUCCUGAAGCUUCUUGGUUCCAAGCUGUACUACUGUUUCAAUGGAAACCUUUCCUCAAUAUCCAGUUACCUGCAGGACCCCAACCACCUGACCUUAGAUUGGGUUGCAAGUGUGGAAGGCCUUCCCGAAGAGGAGUACACCAAGCAGAACUUGAAGAGACUUUGGGUGGUGCCAGAUAAUAAGCAAAUCAAUAGUUUCCAGGUGUUUGUGGAAGAAGUGCUGAAAAUAGCCAUGAGUGAUGGUUUCUGCAUAGAUUCUGCUCAUCCACAUACUUCAGAUUUCAUGAAUAAUAAGAUUAUUCGCCUAAUUCGGUACAAGUAGGAAUGGCUGUUGUGGUGCUAGCAUGGAGAUAACACAGGUUCAGUGUUUCCCUUUAAAACACACAGCCUAAUUCAGAAUCAUGCUUAUCUGGAUUAAGAGUCACUAACAGGGAGAUGAUUUUCCUUUAAUGUACUUACCAAUACGACCUUCCAGAAUAUGUCCAUAUUCCAGACAGAAGCAAUAUUGUCUAGCGCCUGAAUUAAGGACUGGAUCUGUCUCCGCCUCUGCCCCUGACCUGCUGUACAAUUCUGGAGAAAAUCACUUAACUUCUGUCAUCUCUAUGUUUUCCAGUUGGAAAAUGGGUGAUCCUUAACCCGCAUUGCCAGGGGAUGCGAGAGUUCAGUACCCGUGGUUUGGAAUCUAUCUGGAGAAUGGAUGCAGUGAAAGAUACCAUGGAGCUGCAGUGCAGCAGACUGCCCUAGGAGCACAUUUGCCAUGCCUUGCUGUAUCACCUGUGCAGAGCAUUCAAGAAGCUUUGGAUCUGUGGAGGAGAAGCCUUCCCACAUGCACUCAAGACAGCUGAAAAGGACGGUAAAAGUUGCAAAUGAGCAAGGGAUCCCAUCUCUUUGGGUUCAACAAAGGAUUUCUGUGAAGCUGGCUUGGGGUUUUUUCUCAACCCUGUGUGGAAGCCCCUGCUUUAUUGUGCUUUAGGGAAACCGUGUUGGAAUGAUGUGACUGGCAGGGAAGCCAUAGAAGAGAGAAUGGUGUUAUUACAAACCAAGAAGAUGAAAUCUUUACUUUUACAUUCCAAAGGCAUCCGAGACAACUAGUCCUUUUCUUUCUCUUACAAUCGUAAUGUUUGUCUGGAGGAUGCUGCUGAAACUUUUUAAUGGGAGGACAGAUUUUGGGGCAGAGGCCCCCAAAUGUCUUCUAAACAUUUGAGCCUCUUUUGGACAUAACUCCCUUCAGCAGUGCCUGGAAUGCAUGGGAUGCUGUCUGGGUAGGAUGGAUUUAAUUUGAAAAGAUAACAUUCUCACCAGGUUACACCUAAUAUUUUUCAUUGCAAAAACAGAGGGUCGUUUUUCCUAUCCUGGUUCAUUAAGCCUUUUUUUGUCUAAUAUCUUUGUGAAAUGGUCAGGUCACUAAAAGAAUUUUACCUACUUGCUUGGCUUCAGUGUCAGCUUGCCAGAGGGAAAGCAGUGGGAAACCAGAGGUCAACUCUUCCCUACACACCUGGUCUGUGCUGUAAUGAAGAUAACUCACUACCUGCAUGUUGUCUCUAAACAUCAUUUGUGCCACAUUCAAGAUGGUUCUUUCUUGGCUAAUAAUGUUUAAAAGUGUCUUUACUGUAUUUCCCAAACCAGAUUGCUGUGAGUGCAUGAGAGGCCCUCUGGAACCUUCUCAGGUAUCUUUAAUGAGAUAGAAGGGAAAAUGCAAUAACUAAGUUUUGCAUUUAGAGGCUUAGUACUUCCAAAGGUUUCUAGCACAGGGCUGCGAAGCUCAGUAAUGCGCAUGUUCUUGUUUCCCAAAGUAGCUUCUCUGUUACAUUAAGCUGACCUGUGAACAAGCAUAAAGAAGCUUUUUUUCUUAUAAAAAACCAGUGUGAUCAAUAUAUUUCUACUGUCCCAAACUGUGACUGCAUGCACAAAACAAAUCAGCAUGCUCAUGGGUAAAAUGCACAUUCUGCAGUUGUUACAAACCACUGCCCUUUGUCUGACCUGGUGCUAAACCAGCAUGAUAUACAUGGGACCAUGUUGUCAGAAAGCACUGAUUGGGCUUGAAGCCCUCAGAACCACUAAACAUGACAAAUGUUGUGUAGUUUGAGGAUUGUAAAUAGGAUUUUGUGACCAAAUUCCAGUUUGAGUCACCAUGUUGUUCUAUAUUUAGUUGCAUUAGGAAGAACUCUUUUUUUUUUUUUUUCCAUCCCAGUCCUGAAUUACAAAGCAUGAUCUGGCUGGUCAGCUGGACAUUGACAGGGAUGAUCUCUGCUGGUAAUAUGAUUAUGAUCUGUAAAAUGAACCCUCUUUCAUCAAAUCUGUGACUUGAAACAGAUAUGCCCUUGCUGAAUUUAUGAUAACAGAGAUUUUGGGGACUGUUGAUGGUAUUUCUUUUUAAUCCACACCCUUGAGAGUAGAUUUUAAAUGAUCUGUAACCAGAGCUCUUGUAUGUCAUGACUAAAAUAAUACCAGUAGGAAUUUGUUUCCUGUCACCUUGAGUUUAUCCAAAGGUAAGAGCAGUGGGCUUAGAUCUCAUUUGGAAGGGUGGAGUGGAGGAGGGUCUGACCUACAUCCUUUAGAGCUCGGGAUCAGUUCUGCUCCAUUCUGUUUCAGCAAAAUAAAAUAUUCCAUGGGAGAGUUGUAUGAUUACUGCAUUUUUCUUGGUGAAAGGCAAGUAAGAGGAGUCUGUAAAAGGAGAGAACUGGACUCAGAUCUUCACCUGGAGUACUUUAACCCAUCAGUCUGUUAUGCAGGAGAUGAACAAAUUGAAUACACAUUUAUUUGUGUUCAUGCAACUAAGUCAGUAAAAGGUACAGCUGGCCCCAAAUCUCUGUCAUUUAUUAACAGAUAUUGAGAUGCAAAAUAUCUCUAGAUAGAUAGAUAGAUAGAUAGAUAGAUAGAUAGAUAGAUAGAUAGAUAGAUAGAUAGAUAGAUGCAAAAUUUCCAACCACUGCAAAGACAUGAGUGAAGCCAUGCUUUGGAAGGAACAGAAGAACCUGAGGUACCUCAAACUUGCUAAGCACAAUAAACAUCCUCAAGUAUGAGGUACUAUUUAUACUGGAAAUGAGUGGUAAGUGAAUCACUUGUGAUUGCAGUCAAACAUAUGUUCUACAAAUGCAGCUGCUAUUUCACACUCCACACUAAGCUCAAUUUAUAGCUGCUCCCGAAUUCUGCAGUCUGUGAGUUACGGUAUAAUGACUGUUUAUAGGAACAUUCUCUCUCCAGAGCAUUUGUUUGCAUUUUAUCUGAAUAGCUGUUUUUUGUUUACCUUCUUUUUCUGAGCCCUGGAAGUGUAACUUGCUUUUGUUUGCCAGUCAACAGCACUGAUAAUGAUUCUUCUCAAGAGUUUUCCUGAAUUAAAGAGAAGCAAACAUGCACAAAGCCAUGCUAAGUAUAGUACAACCCCAUCACUAGUCAUAGAAAGCACUUGGCAUUUAUUAGCAGUAACAUCUAAAAAUUAUUUCACUGCUGAGUGGAAUAUUCACUCUCAGAACAAACUUUUUUUUUUUCCUGGAAAGAUCUAGUGACAUUUUCUUCCCUUGAAGUUUUGUGUGUGUUUUCUUCUAUCUUGGUGCAUAACUCCUGAUUCUGCCAUAUGCCUGUCUCUCUCAAUACCUUAGUGUACAAAAUGAGGCCAAGCCCUGCAAUUUUGUUUUUUUUUAAUGACCUCAUUUUUUAUUUUUUUUCCUAAGUGACCACUGAAUAGAGUGUUCAGUAGUGUUAGAGGAGAAGAAUACCAGUGUCAGGACAGAUGAUAAACAAGAUUUUAGCUGUAGUGUAAUGGCAUUCUCAGAUCUGGACAUGUGCAUAGCACAGUGAUAUUUCUUACAUGGCAAAAAGACUUACGAAACAUCUUAAUGGACUCCAGAAAGAAUCACUCAUGGAUUUCUUUAAGUGUUUUUAAGCUUGAUAUCUCUUAAAUAUCUAGCCAUGUCCAGUUACAAUGAUGAGACUGAUACUGUAUAUAAAUAAUAAGAAAUAGUUUAUACAGCUGUUAAAGGGAGGAGUUGAUGGGAGGAGUGUUUGUUUCUGCAGGCAAUGGCAAAGAAAUAAAAGAAGUAGUUGUAAAAAGUUAGCUCUGAAAGAAUUCACAUUAACAAGAAAUCCAGGAUUUAGAAGGGGGAGAAUAAAAAUAUCUUGAUGUAUUCAGGAAAAAAAAAAAAAAAAAAACCAAAAACAGCAAGAUAACAAUGGAGACAAAGAUUUUGCUACAAGAGUCUGUGAUUAGAAUGAUUCACUGGUCCUUUCCAAUUUUAAUCUCCUAUUAUCCUCUUUAAAUAUGGAUCAUGCCAAGACUUAUGCUAGUAGCUUCUCAGGAACAGUCAGCUUUGCUUCAAUUUGCAUGUGCUUCAAAUCACCAAGCAUUUGCACUGCUGUACUUAGAACUUUAUAACUGGGUUGUUGAGUAAAAAUCGCUGCUUGAGUUCACAGGCAGCAAAUAUCUGCAGUCAAUCAGAUUUAUUCCCAGGAAUAAAAAGUGAGGUGGAAAGGCUGGUGGAGCCUGUAUACAAGGUUGGUGGAAGUGAUAAAUACUGCCUUCAGCCAUAGACUGUGGAAAAUAAGCCUAGGAACUUCUGAUUCUGCAUAGAGAUGAAUGAAGAAGUUAUGAAGAAGACUCCUCCGGGCAGUUUUAUUUUCACCCCAUCCUGUAGAACUGGUGCCUCUGCUCAGAAUUUCCAUGUAUUUUGAAACAUUGAACUUCCAUUCUGCAUCUACAUGCUGAUGGACACAAACAUGCAGGGUACAAGAAGUACAAAUAUGGGGCCCUCCCAAUAACAGUCUCAUGCAGAGACUGAGGAUUAGUAGAGGCAGUCACAGAUAGUCUGUGCAAGAAGGGCUGAUUGCAUAUAAAUGUCCAGAUCAAGCUCACAGGUUCACCUGGAAUAACAAAAGGAAUGUUUUCCCUGGGAAUUCAUUAAAAAAAAAAAAAAAAAGAGCUAUAGGGGAGGGCUGAAUCUAAUAAUUUCUCUUCUCCUCAUCCCUCAUCCUCUGUGCAUUCCCCUCAGUAUUUUCAUGCUCCAACUCCUAAUUGCAGGAUUUUUCCCACUGCAAGAUCAGAAUUUGGACCCCAACUCACUAAAAGCCAUGCUUUUGAAUCAGUAGUGUUUGAAAAGUGUGAAAAGAUGGUCUUUAUUGCUUACCACCUUCACAGUGAGACUGUAGGGCUAUCACAUUUUAAAAUCUGAUUGCAUUCCUCUGCUUGCAACUCCUUCUGUGAACUGUUACUACUAUGUAUUUUAGAUAAAUUAAUGUAUAGUAAAUAAAAUGUGAAUGAAGCAGGAGGUGCUCUGCCUGACAUAUUUCUUGAGAAAAAAGCAUAAGUGAUGCUUGCUGCACUUGUAGCUUUCUCUUUCUCUAACCACUGUGUCCUUGUAAUGCUUAUCUCCACCUCUCGGUGGCAGGAAUUGCAAGAAGGUC
Messenger RNA from Melospiza georgiana, 6137 nucleotides. It is a transcript of the gene KCTD21, whose product is annotated as potassium channel tetramerization domain containing 21. The coding region runs from base 280 to 1062 and encodes 260 amino acids. Gene Ontology annotation, biological process: ubiquitin-dependent protein catabolic process; protein homooligomerization. The record is from RefSeq and is a predicted model, not a curated record. The transcript has 2 exons. NCBI's taxonomy places the organism in Eukaryota, Metazoa, Chordata, Aves, Passeriformes, Passerellidae. Gene Ontology annotation, molecular function: cullin family protein binding; histone deacetylase binding.